Molecule: messenger RNA, 1470 nt
Organism: Fusarium sp. VM40
Lineage: Eukaryota; Fungi; Ascomycota; Sordariomycetes; Hypocreales; Nectriaceae
Source: the annotation of a GenBank genome assembly
AUGGAGCUGUCAGCGCUUGUUCAACGCCUGCGAAGCGGUGCCUCGCCCAAGUUUCCCACCGAGGCCAAUUCGCUCGACUUUGCCCGCAACCUGGACUCUCAGGACGAGCUAAGCCAUCUUCGGGAGGAGUUUGUUCUCCCUACCAAGAAGUCCCUCAAGAAGAAGGCCCUGGACGGAUCAAUUCCCAACGGUGUUGCGCAGAAUGGCACAAAUGGUCAUAGCAAUGGUUCAAGUGACGAUGAUAAGCAGUGCAUCUACUUUGUCGGAAACUCUCUUGGUGCUCAACCAAAGGCCGUGAGGGAGUAUCUCAACGCUCAGCUCGAGACAUGGGCAUCCAUUGGUGUGAACGGCCACUUCAACGCAAUGGAAAACUCGCCGCUCCCUUCGUGGCAAGAUCUCGCCGAGGACUGCGCUAUUAGAUCUUCUGAUAUCGUCGGCGCGUCUCCUCACGAGAUCGUCAUUAUGAACACCCUCACAGCCAACCUUCAUCUCCUGAUGGCUAGCUUCUACAAGCCGAAUGAGAAGCGCCACAAGGUCAUUCUCGAGUGGAAGCCUUUCCCUAGUGACCACUAUGCAAUUGAGAGCCAGGUUGUCUGGCACGGUCUGGAUCCUGAGAAGAGCAUGGUUAAGAUCCACCCUAACGAGGACCACAUCAUCACAACGGAUCUGAUCCUCUCCACCAUCGACGAGAACGCCGACGACACUGCGCUCAUCCUCCUCCCUGGUAUCCAGUACUACUCUGGCCAACUCUUCGACAUUCCCCGCAUCACAGCCUACGCGCAAGCCAAGGGCAUCGUCGUAGGCUGGGAUCUCGCACACGCCGCUGGCAACGUCGAGCUGAAGCUCCACGACUGGAACGUUGAUUUUGCCUGCUGGUGCACGUACAAGUACAUCAACGCCGGCCCUGGCUCUAUCGCUGGUGCUUUCGUGCACGAGCGCCACGGCAAGGUCGAGUUCAAGGACGAGUCCGGCAAGGCGUCCUAUAGACCUCGUCUGUCGGGCUGGUACGGCGGUGACAAGAGCGUGCGGUUCAACAUGGACAACAACUUCAUCCCCACAGCCGGUGCGGGCGGUUUCCAGGUGUCCAACCCAUCCGCCAUCGACCUGGCCAGUCUCUCCGGCGCGCUAUCCGUCUUUAACAAAACCACCAUGCACGACCUGCGCUCCAAGGCUCUCGCCCUAACAGCCUACUCGGAAUACCUUCUCGACGAGAUCCUCUCCGAGUCAUCAGACGCCGAGCCGCUCUUCCGCAUCAUCACACCGCGCGAUCCCCUGCAGCGAGGAACACAACUUAGUGUGCUGCUGCGGGAUGGCCUGCUGGAUAAUGUGAGUGCUGCGCUGGAGGAGAACGCGGUGAUUUGUGAUAAGAGAAAGCCUGGUGUUAUUCGAGUGGCGCCUGUGCCUUUGUACUCCCGAUUUGAGGAUGUGUGGAAGUUUAUGCAGAUUUUGAGAAGUGCUUUGAAGCCUUAG